AUGUUAGGCUUGGAGGUGGUAUGGUCUGGACAAAAGCUGGCUGGAGUUACAGCCCAGGUCACCAACCAGCAUGCUGAACAGCAUGACCUCAUCCUGAUCAGAAGAAUUGGGGUGGGGAGCCGGUGGGUGCCCACGGGGAGUGCGCAGCUGAGGUCCCCCCAGGACCGAAGGUCCUGGUUCAGUGACCACGGGCGCCCCCUCCACGUCACCCCCAGCACAACUCAGGCAGUCAAAGUGGCAGGGUGGAGAGCAGGUCAGGUCUCAGCAGAGACACAGAGCCCCAGGCGCGGCGGCUGGGGAGGGUGUAGGCAGGGUUGCCGGGGACGCGCAGGAAACUUACCUCCCCCCGGCCGGCGUGCUGGAGCCUCGGCGGCCAAGACCAGUUGCGCCACGGCGGGCAAGUUGUCGGGAUGUCGUGGGUUCCCUGGUAGCUGCGGCGGGCAGCGGGCGGGGCGGAGCCGGGGCAGCGCCGGAGGCGGCAGGUGCCGGGCCCUGCCGCGGGGCCACACUCGGCUCGGACACGCGGUGACGGGGACGCGCGGCUGCGAGUGUGCAAUGCGCGCGCGCCGCGGCCGGUGUGCGUGUCCCCGCGUUCCCCUUCCUUCCCGCCGCUCCUCUCGCCGGCAGAGUAGCAAGCGGACCACCAGACCCGGCAGCUGCGGGCGACAGCGCGAGGCAAGAUCUGGGGUGGAGGCCGAGGAGUGGCAGCACCCGCCGGCCUCGGGUCCCCGCACGGCGCGCCGGAGUCCGAGCGAGGCAGGCGGCGAGCAGGCUGCGCGGCGGCCGCGACUCCCGGAGGCUGCAGGCCCCGCCCGCCGGCCGCCCAAGCUCUUCCCCUUUUCUCUCCACCCCCUGCUCCAUCCCGCACGCCCUGCAGGGAAGCCAGACCGGUUUGCAGCAGUAGCGCGGCCCGCGGAGUCGGUGUGUCUGGCCACUACAGGAGACUAAGAACAUCGUUGACUCAGGACCCCUCCCUCUGACUUGGAUCCUGGCAUCCUGAACUUAUUAAAGCACACAGUAAGAGCAGACAUGUGGCCCGGCUUGCACGUUUUUCAGAUGAGAAAGCCAUGGCUCAAAAACAUCCAGGAACUCACAGACCAGAACACAGUUUUCCU
Onychomys torridus (southern grasshopper mouse) is the source of this 1115-nucleotide messenger RNA. RefSeq lists its product as uncharacterized. The record is from RefSeq and is a predicted model, not a curated record. The transcript has 3 exons. Bases 1 to 948 code for a protein of 315 amino acids. Lineage: Eukaryota; Metazoa; Chordata; Mammalia; Rodentia; Cricetidae.